Molecule: messenger RNA, 660 nt
Organism: Colletotrichum spaethianum
Lineage: Eukaryota; Fungi; Ascomycota; Sordariomycetes; Glomerellales; Glomerellaceae
Product: putative quinone oxidoreductase
Exons: 3
Coding region: 1-660 (219 amino acids)
Biological process (GO): transmembrane transport; carbohydrate transport
Cellular component (GO): membrane
Molecular function (GO): carbohydrate:proton symporter activity
Source: RefSeq, a predicted model, not a curated record
AUGGGUGGCUUCAAGGCUGUGGAGGAUCGCCCAACGCCGAAGGAGGUGUACAACUGGAAGCUCUACAUCGAGGCCGCAAUCAUCGCAACUGGCUCGUUCCUUUUCGGGUACGACUCGGCGUUCAUCGGAACCACCAUCGCCCGCAACAGCUUCCAAAGAGACUUCGGCAUCAACGCCUCGAACUCCAACAACAUCUCCAGCAACAUCACAUCGGCCUUCCAGGCCGGAGCUUUGGGCGGCGCAGUCCUUUGCUUUUUCAAUGCCGGGCGUGCCCUGACAGGAGUUGGAUGCGGUGGGAUCACAGCCACAGUCCCCUCGUACAUCGGCGAACUCUCGAUUCCCUCGAUCCGCGGUAUCCUCACCGGUCUAUUCGAAGUUGCAUAUCAAAUUGGAUCUGUCAUCGGUUUCUGGAUCAACUAUGGCAUCACACAGACCAUUGACCCCAACUUGCCUGUCAGCUGGAGAAUCCCAAUGGCCUUCCAGCUGGUUCCAGCCGGAAUCCUCUUCGUCGGCUGCUUCUUCAUUCACGAGAGUCCCCUGUGGCUUCUGCGCAAGAACAAGACGGAGAGUGCGCAUAAGGUUCUGGAGGGUCUCAGGGGCUUGCCAAUCGACCACAAAUGUGAGUUUUUCGCAACUUUUGGCGUGCCCAGCUCGCAGUAA